Molecule: messenger RNA, 991 nt
Organism: Daldinia decipiens
Lineage: Eukaryota; Fungi; Ascomycota; Sordariomycetes; Xylariales; Hypoxylaceae
Product: 3-beta-hydroxysteroid-Delta(8),Delta(7)-isomerase
Exons: 2
Coding region: 87-806 (239 amino acids)
Biological process (GO): sterol biosynthetic process
Cellular component (GO): endoplasmic reticulum; membrane
Molecular function (GO): C-8 sterol isomerase activity; steroid Delta-isomerase activity; cholestenol delta-isomerase activity
Source: RefSeq, a predicted model, not a curated record
GAAAAUAUGUAGUUAAAUAAAACCAACCCAAACUUCCAUCUUGCUCCUAUACAAUUCCUCAAAACACUCUAACCCAAACCCUCACAAUGGCGGAUAUCGUCAAUUCUACGAUAAGCGAAAGCCCAGAAACGCCUCUACACCCAUACUACCCCCUGGGCGUUGUAAUCGCGGACUACGCGGCCAAGACCCUCUCGACGCAGGAGAUUCUAGCCAUCUUCACGGGAACAUGCAUCUGCAUCCUCGGCCCGAUGUGGUUCUACCUGCGGCACGCGCGGCCUAACCUACCGCUCAGCGACGUCUUCACGACGCUGUGGUUUGUCCUGUGCGGCUUCAUCCACAUCGGCUUAGAAGGUUACUUCGCGCUGCACGCGCGCGACAUAGCCAGCCGCUCAGCCGUGCUCGCGCAGCUCUGGAAGGAAUACUCCCUCUCCGACUCGCGGUACCUCACGGCAGACACCUUCGUCGUAUGCAUGGAGACGGUAACGGCCGUGUUCUGGGGCCCGCUGUCGUUCGCCAUCGCGUGGUGCAUCGCCGCCGAGCACCCGCUGCGCCACCCGCUGCAGUCCAUCGUCAGCCUGGGCCAGCUCUACGGCGACGUGCUGUACUACGGCACCUGCACGGUCGACCUCGUCGAGUUCGGACGCGAGUACUCGCGCCCCGAGCUCGCCUACUUCUGGGGGUACUACGUUUUUCUCAACGCCUUCUGGAUCGCCAUUCCGCUGUGUCUGAUCGUGAGCAGCACGCGCGAGACGGCGAGGGCUUUUGCGACAGUCAAGGGGAGCUUGAGGGCUGAGAAGACGAAGUAGGGAUUGGUGGGAUGUUAUACGUAGGUAGGUAUCGCUGUGAGAUUAUGAUUAGGGGCGAAUGACUUAGUAAAUAGGUACCUACCUAUAGCUGAGAGCUUGCUUUUUUAUUAUUGCGCAUUGUUGGUACGAUUUUACGAGACACGAGACAUGAUAUACUUUUUAUGAUCAAUACUACGUCAUUUUAG